Messenger RNA from Fundulus heteroclitus (mummichog), 4512 nucleotides. RefSeq names its product MLX interacting protein. The record is from RefSeq and is a predicted model, not a curated record. The coding region runs from base 306 to 2810 and encodes 834 amino acids. Lineage: Eukaryota; Metazoa; Chordata; Actinopteri; Cyprinodontiformes; Fundulidae. Gene Ontology annotation, molecular function: RNA polymerase II cis-regulatory region sequence-specific DNA binding; DNA-binding transcription factor activity, RNA polymerase II-specific; protein dimerization activity. Gene Ontology annotation, cellular component: nucleus. The transcript is spliced from 17 exons. Gene Ontology annotation, biological process: regulation of transcription by RNA polymerase II.
CCAAUCAGACGGGCCUUAACGCAGCAACCUGGUACCACAGAAGGAGAAGCAGCUUUUUCUUUUUUUUUUGUUAUCAGCUGCGUCAACAAGAUGACAGCAGUUUAACUCGGACCGUAAGAAAAAGCAGCGGCAAAACUUUAACAUGGCAGAAGCGACGAGUUUGACUUUAUGGCGCAAACUUUAACAGCCGGACUCGAUACGCGUUUUUCCCCCGGAGCCGCCAGCGACGGGUCCCAUGAACGGAAGAGCUCUGUUGUCCUAGCUCGCUGGCUAGCCUUAGCCAUUUGUGUGUGGAGUUACCGACAAUGGCUACCAGGGAGUCGUGUCAUCGGCAGACGUACCGGCGGACGGCGGCCAGCGUGAAGCAGGAGCAAGAUGACGACUCGGACGUGGAGGAGACCCACAUGGGGCUACGGAGGGCGGACGGGCUGGAGUCCCAGAUCAUCCACAGCGGACACUUCAUGGUGUCGUCGCCGCACAGCGAGCACCCUCCGAAGAAGGGAUACGACUUCGACACGGUCAACAAGCAGACCUGUCAGACAUAUCACUUCGGCAAGGCGAGCACGUCGCACUUCUCCAUAGACGCCUCGCUGACCAAACUUUUUGAGUGUAUGACCCUUGCUUAUAGCGGUAAGUUGGUGUCUCCCAAAUGGAAGAACUUUAAAGGCCUGAAGCUGCUCUGGAGAGACAAGAUCCGGCUGAACAACGCCAUAUGGAGAGCCUGGUACAUGCAGUAUGUGGAGAAAAGAGGAAACCCCGUUUGUCACUUUGUCACCCCUCUGGACGGGAACAUGGACCUGGACGUCCACCGUCCUGCAGAGGCUAUCGCGUCGGACGGGAAAAACUGGAAAAGGAGAAUUGAAAUUGUGAUAAGAGAAUAUCACAAAUGGAGAACAUACUUCAAAAAAAGGCUACAGAAACACAAAGAUGACGACCUUUCCAGCUUACUUAAGGGGCCAGAGGAGCAGUUGUCGCUGUUUGGGGAAGUCUUUCCAGACAUGCUCCGUACUUCCUUUUAUCAGGAUGAAGAAGCUGCCGUGCGUCGAAUGACGCGCAGGCACAUGGAAGCGCCCGCCCCCAUGGAGAUGGACACGCUCUUUGACAUGGACGUCCUGAUGUCCGAGUUUUCAGACACGCUGUUCUCCACGCUGGCCUCACACCAGCCCUUGGGCUUGCCUAAUCCUAGAGAGAUUGCUCAUGCAGGGAAUGCGGACAUGAUCCAACCAGGACUCAUCCCCUUGCAGCCCAACCUGGACUUCAUGGACUCCUUUGAUCCUCUGCAAGGUUGCGACUUAUUUCACAGCCUCCGUCAGCCUGUCCUUCCCUUUGUUUCCCUCACUGCAUCAUCUGUCACCCCUCAACCCAGCAGCAGCUCUCAGUCUCAGGCGCCGUUAAUGUCAUCUUUGCAGCUUUCGACCCACCAGAUAUCCGCUGGCGACCCGCUGCCCAUCCAAAGCCAGACCAGUCAAACGGGUGGAGGUGGCGGGGGGGCCUACGUACAGAACUACAUGCCCCUGUUUGCCGGGCAGGUGGUGCCCAGCAAUCAGCCAGCGGCGUCCUCUGUCCCCCAGCCGUUGGUUCCCUGCCUGUCGGGUCAGAACUUGUCCUCCGCGGCACCCAUGAUUCCUUCACCGUUGAACAGCGGCUCGUUGCUGGACGAAACCGUAGCCUCCUCCGUGACGACGCACACAGCCCCCUCCACCGUCACGCCCAGCAACACGGCCAGCACCGUCAGCCACGUCUCAGCCCCCCCGUCCCAGCACCUCGCUCCCAUGUCCGCCCCGCCCGUCCAGCAUCCGCAGGCCUUCGCCAAGCCGCGCCCUUUCCAGUCCAGCAGCUCCAGCAAAGUCCGUCCCGUGCCGAGGAUCGCUCCUGCCAGCAUCCUGCCGCCUUCCCAGUUCAUCCUCCCAGUCCCUUUUCCAGGUCAUGCUAACGCUGUGAUUGUUGCGUCUCCACCGCCCUCCACCGGCGUGGUUAUUACGCCUUCCCAUCUCGGAGUGAGCCCUGGAUAUCAGGUUAUGCCUCAUCCACAGUCGCCCCAGCCUGUCGUCCCUGAAGACGAGUCUUGCUUCAGGAAAAGCCAGAAAGAUCCUUCAAGUGUUGGUCCUAGUCAGCCAGGAUCCAGUCAGGGGUCUCCUUGUGGUUUUGAUCAGGUUCCCAGUCCUCAGUCCAUAAUCAGCAGCACCAGCAAGCGUCUGGUGAAGAAUGAGCACAAUCAGCAGAGAUGCCACGUAUCCGCUGAACAAAAGAGACGAUCAAACAUCAACAUUGGCUUCAAGACACUCGGCAACCUCGUUCCCACUCUGAAGUCGCAAUCCAACAUUACAAAUGCGGUCACCCUGCAGAAGACGGUGGAGCACAUCAAGAAGCUGCAGCAGGAGAGGCAGCAGCUUCAGGACGAGGUCAAGAGGCUGCGAGAGGAAAUAGAGGAGCUCAACACGUCCAUCAGCUUGUGUCAGGAGCAGCUGCCUGCGACGGGCGUGCCGAUGAAGAAAAACCGCUCGGCCCUCAUGCAGGACAAGUUCAACGAAUACGUGAAGAGGCGCACUCUCCAGAACUGGAAGUUCUGGAUCUUCAGCGUCCUCAUCAAACCGCUCUUUGAGUCGUUCAACGGGAUGGUGUCCACGACAAGCCGGGAUGAGCUGUGUCACACCACGCUGCAGUGGCUCAACAAUCACUGCUCCCUUCCUGUCCUCAGACCCAUGGUGUUGAGUACCCUCCGUCAGCUGUGCACUACCACCGCCAUCCUGAGCGACCCCUCCCUGCUUCCUGCAGAAGCCACCGAGGCGGCCAUGAAGAUGCACAUGUAGCCGCGCGCUCCGCCGUGGAGGACGCCCAGAAGCCGCUUUGAACAUUUUCUGGCGUUUUUAAAAAUCGUUUUCCUGCAGAAGACGUCCGGGAAGGUCGCCGUGUCUUCCAGAGAUCCGCAAACUCCCAGAUGAGUCGGCUAACGCGACGUGGAGCUGGGGUCGCUUUUACUAUGAAUUCCUGUGAAACAGUGACAACGUUUGGUCAGUUGUAUAAUGACUGAUGGGAGGAAAAUGCAGUAACCACUACCGCCUUUACCCGCUCUGAGAGAUUACCGAAAUAUCUCCACGGAAGCUGCUGCUUGUGUGUUUGUUUUAUCACACAAAGUGCUUUUUCUGAUGUUAACACGCAGAGUUUAAAAGGGAAACGGCGAAUAUGAAUUUGCACCAGGAAAAAGAAAAUGUGGGAUUGUGCCUCCAGGGAAAGCUGGCAGUCGUCCGCUCCUGUUGAUCUGCGCCUAAUCGGCAGCUGAGACCUUAGAGGUUUUACUUCAUAUAGGCCCAGAAAUAUUUGGACAGUGACGCAAUCUUCAUGAUUGGGGCUCUGCAUGCCACCACGUUGGAUUUGAAAUGAGACAACUGCAAUGUAAUUGAAGUGCCGACUUUAAGGUUUAAUAUAAGGGGUUGAACAAAAAAAUAUCUGAUUUAAACAUGUAGGAAUUGUAGUUAUUUUUAUACAAGCACUCCUCAUUUCAGGGACUCAAAAGUAAUUGGACAAAUAAAGAUAACCCUAAGUAAAAUGUUACUUUUCAAUAUUUAGUUGAAACGACUGCCUGAAGUCUGGAACCCACGAGCAUCACCAAACGCUGGGUUUCCUCCUUUGUGAUGCUUUGCCUUUGUGCUUGUUUGGGGGUCUUUCUGCCUUAAGUUUUGUGUAGAGCAAGUGAAACGCAUUCUCCAUUGGGUUGAGUUCUGGUCAUUGACUCGGCCAUUGCAGAAUAUUCCACUUCUGUGCUUUAAAAAAACUCUUGGGUUGCUUUUGCAGUAUGUUUUGGAUCAUUGUCCAUCUCAACUGUGAAGCGCCGUCCAAUCAACUUUGCUGCAUUUGUCCGAAUCUGAGCAGAAAGUAAAUCCCUAAACACUUUAGAAAUCAUCCGCAUGUUGUGUGUGUUCCCAGCAACAGCUUCCAAAUGCUAACUCCACACCUGGAAUCAACUCCAGACCUUUUGACUGCUUAAUUGAUGACGGGUUAACGAGGGAAGAGCCCAUGUGGCCUUAUUGUUCGUUUUGCAGUCUUCAAAGUCAAUUGUCCAAUUACUUUUGGUCCCUUGAAAUUAAAGAGCUGUAAUUCCUAAACCCUUACUCUAAUUUUGAUGUGAAUACUCUCAAAUUACAGCUGAGAGUCUGCCCUUGAAGCCCAUAUUUACUAUAUAAUUGUAUCCUGAAUAUGUUUUCAUUAACAGCUAAAAUAACAAAACUUGAGUCACUGUCCAAAUAUUUCUGUAUUUUCAUCCCUCAUUGAAUCAGAUGAGUAUCAGGUUACUGGGGAUGACUAAUGCUUAUCUUGUACUAGGCAUGGGCUGGUAUAAUAACCAGAAUAAAAAUGUCAUCUAAACACCAAACUUUUUAACAUUAACUAAUCACCUCUUAUCCAAAACGGGCAAACAGGAAAGCACAUUAUCUCCCGACUGCUGCCAAAUUAACAGAUUUAAAGUCGUGUUAGAACAUUUUAAUUCGUUUUUUUGUUUUUGAUACAUAGAAAAAG